Molecule: messenger RNA, 999 nt
Organism: Lachancea sp. 'fantastica'
Lineage: Eukaryota; Fungi; Ascomycota; Saccharomycetes; Saccharomycetales; Saccharomycetaceae
Source: the annotation of a GenBank genome assembly
AUGAAAAAUAUCAUCUUGAGCUCAUCGCACACCAGCUCAUCGCAGCUCAUCGCAAGCAAGAUGGAUCUUUCAGAGAGCAGUAACGAAGAUUACUCUUCCGACGAAGAGUCUAAUCAAGUUCUAAUCACAUCAAAGAAGAACACUGUAAAAGAUGCGUUCACAAACGGCGACAGUGAUGAGGAAAUAAGUGUUGUAGAAGAAGAAAACGCGGUAUCCGAAAAUGAAUCAGUUGAUGGCCCCAAAGAUGCCGAUGCAACGUCCGCUACUGAAUCGAAAGGCUCAGAACUCACAGAGAAAAAGGUAGACCCAGAAAGACUCAGAAAAGAACGACUAGAACGACUCAAGAAACUGCGAACCACGCAAAAGAGUAAGCACAAGACAGGCGUGGUGUACUUGUCGAAGAUACCGCCAUACAUGAAGCCUGCCAAGAUGCGUCAACUACUUUCCCGAUUUGGGGAGGUAGAUAGGCUUUUUUUGAAGCGUGAAGAUGACCAGAAAUACAAAACCCGUGUCAAGGGCGGCGGAAAUAAGAAAACGAUGUUUGAGGAAGGCUGGGCCGAGUACGUGCGUAAGAAGGACGCAAAGCUGUGUGCUAGCACACUCAACGGUAACAUCAUUGGCGGUAAAAAGGGGAACUUUUACCACGAUGACGUUAUGAAUGUGAAAUACUUGUCAGGCUUCAAAUGGGCCGACCUGACAGAACAGAUUGCGCGUGAAAACGACGUUCGUCAAGCCAAGCUACAAUUAGAGGUCUCGCAGGCCAACAAGAUGAACGCAGAAUUUAUUCGGAACGUCGAGCGCAGCAAAAUGCUGCAGAACAUUCGUGCGUCCAAAAAACGGAAUUCUCCAGAGGAUUCUGCAGCUGACUCGCAUUCCGAAAAGAAAGAUACACCAGCUUUUAAGCAACGCAGGGUCACCACUAAUCGGGCAGCAGGCCCUGAAGAGCACAAAACGAGCUCUUCGAAACGUCUGGAUUCUGUCAUACAAAACCUAUUCUAA